This is a messenger RNA of Zeugodacus cucurbitae (melon fly), 4048 nucleotides long. RefSeq names its product protein numb (gene numb). The record is from RefSeq and is a predicted model, not a curated record. NCBI's taxonomy places the organism in Eukaryota, Metazoa, Arthropoda, Insecta, Diptera, Tephritidae. The transcript has 4 exons. Bases 1771 to 3588 code for a protein of 605 amino acids.
ACAACUACAACUACAACUACAAGCAGCCCAGCUUAACAGCUAAACCGUGUGGUUUGCGAGCGGGGCGCUAGCCAGCCGCUUGUCAGUACAGUAGAGUAAUUUGAGCUGCUGGAACGUACAUACGUGUAGCGCGCGCUUGCAACGGGUCUACGGGGCAGGUUUCUCGCAAUAAUUUUUUUUUUUUUGAGGUGGUGUACUUUUGGGGUCCAACUCGCUAAACGGUGAAUAGGUGAAUGCGAAAAAUACGGUACGCGGUAUUUCGAAAAUAUAAUUUUUGCGAACUCGGGCACACCGGGUUAAGGUUACAACAAAAAAUAAUUAAAUAAAAUGAAAAAUUAAUAGAAAAACGGUACGCGUAUAAAAAAUGAAAUAAUUUCUUAACUAAAAAUAAAAAAAAAAUAUUGUUUUUUCGUGUCAAUUUAAUUAGUGAAACGCAAAUGUAAGAAAUUUUCGGUUUAGAAAAAGAAUACAAAACUGGUUAUUUUUACACAGUAAAUGCUCAUACAACUGACGGACUUUGUGUUUUCUACAAUAAGAAAUCAAUACCAAUACAACAAUCAGUGAAUACAACAACAUUACAAGCAAAGCAAAAAAACAGCAGUAACACAAAAUGCCAGUUAAGCUAGAACAACAACAACAACAAUAGUAAUAACAACCAGCAUAGUUAAAGCAGACGUACAAAACUAAAAGCAAAGCAGCAAAAGUAAACGACGUGUUUCGUUACGAAAACCGGACCUGAAGCGACUGACAUUCCAUUGGUGACAGAGCGCAACAAACAAAAAGUAAAUAUUUGAAACAAAAAAUCAAUAAAAAAAAUUAAAAAAAAAAUUCAAUUAAUAAUAAAAAAUAAAAAAAUAAAACUAAAAAAUAUGCAAAUAUGCGUUAUAAUUGAUUUCAAAUAUAAAACAAAAACAAAAGCAAAAAUUUAAAAGUGUAAUGCAACAAAAGAGAAAAAGUUACAACAACAACAAUAGUUGGAUACUAGUUUAAUUUUUUCGAAAAUCAUUUUUAUUCGAAAAAAAAUAAAUAAAUAAAUAAACAGUUAGUGAUAUUUGUUUUGCAAAUUUACAAUAACAACAACAACAAAAAUAAAUUCCAGUGGCCAAAAAGCAACAAACAGCUUUAGACAAGUGGAUAUAUUAGACGCAUGAAUAUACUACAAGCAAGACGCUGUUUCUACUAAACGUUUUAGCCUUCAAGAACAACCCACACACAUUCAGAAAAUACAACAAAAACGGAACGUGUACAACAACAAAGCCAAGAAAGUAUGCGCUUAAUUGAUAUUACUUAAUAAACUUAUGGACAAACAAUUAAUGGCAAUUUAAUAAAACCAUAAGUGGCAGUUAAUUGCAAAAAUCGACAGAAGAAGAAGAAGAAAACGAAGAGGAAGCAGAAACACACAUAUAAAUUGCAAGCAAAAAACGAAGAAAAUUCUAAACAAUUUGUGAUACGAAGGUGUGAGUGAAGCAAAUUUAAAUAGCAUUACUAACAAAAAAAAGAUAUUACACAAGCAAGCAACAACAACAGUAAUAAGUGCGACGCUUACGGCGUUGAAAUUUCAAAUUAUAACGGUCAAGCGUGUGUGGUGUUUGCAACCCUCGAGCGCAUAGCUUUACCACGAACAAGUGAGACAUUGGAAAGGAUAGUCGUAGGAAGCGAACUAAGCAACGCCGAAAAGAAGGAAGGAAGGAAGUACGGCAGCCAACAGCAAAUACUGUCGACAGUUGAGCGGAGGUAGUAGCGGCGGACAGCGCACAAUUUAAUUUCACUAUGGGAAACUCAUCGUCACACACACACGAACCAUUGGAGCGCGGCUUCACACGCGGAAAAUUUGGUGAUGUCAAAAAUGGGAAAUCCGCAUCAUUUCGCUUUAGCAAGAAAUCACCAAAGAAAAUGGAUCGUUUGCGUCGAUCCUUUCGCGACUCGUUUCGUCGUCGGAAGGACCGUGUGCCCGAAUCAUCGAAACCGCAUCAAUGGCAAGCGGACGAGGAGGCUGUACGUUCGGCGACCUGUUCGUUUGCGGUUAAAUAUUUGGGUUGCGUUGAGGUAUUCGAAUCGCGCGGUAUGCAAGUUUGCGAGGAGGCCCUAAAAGUAUUGAGGAAUUCGCGCCGCCGACCCAUACGUGGUGUGCUGCACGUUAGCGGCGAUGGACUGCGCGUCGUGGACGAUGAGACGAAGGGCCUCAUUGUCGAUCAGACUAUCGAGAAAGUGAGCUUCUGUGCGCCAGAUCGUAACCACGAGCGCGGCUUCAGUUACAUAUGCCGCGAUGGCACAACACGUCGUUGGAUGUGUCAUGGGUUCCUCGCCUGCAAAGAGCUCGGCGAGCGACUCUCACAUGCUGUCGGUUGCGCCUUUGCCGUUUGUUUGGAACGUAAGCAGCGACGCGAUAAGGAAUGUGGUGUCACAAUGACAUUCGAUGUGAAGAAUUCGACAUUUACGCGUACGGGUUCGUUCCGUCAGCAAACGUUGACCGAACGUUUGGCGCAAGGUGAGACGCCCUCAGCUGCUGUGCCACCACAGCCCAAACCAUACAAUCCGUUCGCCAUCGAGCGGCCACAUGCCACACCCUCAAUGUUGGAGCGUCAAGGCUCAUUUCGGGCAUUCAGCACCAUUGGCAGUCAAUCGCCGUUCAAACGACAGAUGUCACUGCGCAUCAACGAUCUUCCGUCCAAUACCGAACGGCAGAAGGCAUUUCUGGCAGCCGGUGGCGGUUCACUAGCCGCAGCGCUUGCAACACCCAAUCGUAGUGUUUCACCAAUACCAGAGAUCUCACCAGCUAAAAUGGGCAUUGCAGAGAUGGAUAACGGUUGUGCCACCAUCGACACUGUCAGCCAGCUGUGUCAGGAGCUCAGUCAGGGUCUGUCGUUGCUCAGUCAAAGCGAUGCAAUGAUUGCGGCUGGCGAUGAUCUCAAUUUCAAUAAUAAUUUGAGCAUUAAUCAGAAUAUCAUUGCCGCCGAGAAGACGCAACAACAACAAAAGGGAAUCUCUACACCAACAUCAUUGCCGUUAGCUAGCAGUAGCAGCCAUAGCAUUAACGCUGCAACCAGCAGAGUUUACGAAUAUGCUGAGGGUGCAGUGAGUAAUAACUCGAUUGCGGCUGGUGCGGCCACCACACCAACAGCACAAGUGGCGCCACGCAUCUCAUCGGUAUCACCAGUAUCGACAAAUUCGCCAGUACGUACACCAACAACACCAACGUUAACAAUGACACCACCGCCACCAUUGCCAGCUGGUCGCCCCGUGGAGAUGGUCGCACCACUGCCCAAUGCCGAUCAAUGGCUGGGCGAGGUGGUGAAGAAGACCUCACCGGCAGCUAUUAAACGUGCACCACGUUUGCUCAACUCAACCGGUCGUACGCAAUCGAUGAGUGCUGCACCACAAUUGGGUGUGGAUCCCUUCGAUGCCGAAUGGGUGGCCGGCGUAACCAAGCCACUGUCACCCGAUCUACCCGGCGUGGCGGCCACUACACCAGUGGCGUCUGCAGUGACGCCCAUCGCUAGCAGUACAGCUGCAGCAAUACACCACAGUACCAAUCCAUUUAUAUCACCGCCGAAGGUACCGGCGCAAACAUUCCAGGUGCAACUGUAGACGCUGUAGGCGUGAGGUGUACCAGCCGCGUGCUAGUAGUUGAUGUCAUCAGUGAGGUAGCACAUGUGUUCGAUCUAUAUCAUGUUAGGGUCGAUUAGCAACUCGAAUUAUGUAAGGUGUAUGGUUAGGUUGCAAAUAUGUUUGGGCGCUAUCUAAAUGUUGUUGUUGUUAAUGCAAAAUGAAUUUGAGUGUGUUAGCAAAUGUAGCGAUUUCUGCUAUGGAAUUGCAUGCACUGCCAAGAAUUGUUUAAUAAAAAUAAAUGUAAUUUUAUUAUAAAGUUUCAAAAUAGUUAUGAACUAUUCCACAUGUAACUAGUUGUUUUCGGACCAGUUGCCAAUUUACGCGCAAUUAUCGAAAUAAAAUAUGUAAAUAAAACCUGAAAUUAUAAUAUGUAAAAAUUACUAAAAUGUAACUAGUUACUUUUGGACCAGUUGUAAAAUUUUAACCACAUUCAAAUAAU